Messenger RNA from Tetrahymena thermophila SB210, 2187 nucleotides. RefSeq lists its product as hypothetical. NCBI's taxonomy places the organism in Eukaryota, Ciliophora, Oligohymenophorea, Hymenostomatida, Tetrahymenidae. The transcript is spliced from 2 exons. The record is from RefSeq and is a predicted model, not a curated record.
CAAUUGAUUAAUUUUAGUAAAUAAAGAUCACUGACAAAGUAUCAAUAUUAUUUAGCAUAAAUAUAAAUGAGUACUCCAAUUGCUACAACUCUUUCAGAGCUAAUGCUUCGAAAGAUUAAAUAUUAGAGUAGCUUUGAAAGUCAAAGGCGUUUUAAUUAGAAUUAGUAAAGCAAAUAUAGCUAGAAGAACUCAUCAUCUUUUCUCCUAUCUAAACAAAAUAGCCAUUAAAGUUUUAAGCUAGCUCAUUAAAGAUCUUAAUCGCAUUAAAAUAUAACAAAGCCAUAAAUUGUUUUGAAGAAUGAAGAAGGAUAAGUUUUUAAAUAAAAUUUAUAGUAACAGGAUAAAUAUGGUUUAAAUGCUUCUUAAAACCAGGGAAAUAAAUCGAUUUUCAAAUAAUUAAGACAUCAUCAAAGAAAUCUUACUUAAGAUGGUAGCCACCGUGUUAUUUAAGAUGCUAUGAUUGAUAAUACUGUGUAAAAAGAAUUAGCAUUAAAGCAUGUUAAUCAUACAAAUUAGAACACAUCUUCUACAGCAAGUACAAUCAAUUAGCUCAGCUCAUCUAAAAAUAUUCAAUAAAACAAUUAUUUGGGCAUUUUAUCUCAGAGCGACAACCACAGCUUUGCUAAAAGUAUAUCAAAAUCUCAUCAAAGUAGUAAUAGGGAUUCAAGAUAAUUAAAUUAAGACUUAUAAUAAGAUUUAUAGAGUUUUUAAAUAAGAAACAAUUAAAAUGAAUACUAAAAUGGUUAAAAUUAGAAAAUUUAUUAAGACUUAAAAAAUAUAACCAACUCAAAUAACUUACAUUUAAACGAUCAAUCCAUCACAUAAUAUAAUAGAAAAUCUCGUAAGGAAUACAGACAAUUGAGUAGCAUCACAAACAACACAAAUAAAUCUACUGAAAAUAUCUUUGAAGACAGCGCUUCUCCAUUUAAAAGCUAAAAGAAUAAUCAUAAAAUGAAAUAUAUCAACAUUUCUUAAAGUUACCUCUAGCAGUAGUUUCAAAAUGCAAAAUUAAAUCACCACAAAUAUAACGAUACUUCUGCUUUUUAAAAUUCAACUAACACCUCAACUUUUCCAUUAAGUAAUAGUAAUAAGUAGAAUUAGCGAUCCUAAGCAUCAUUAACAUCCACAAAUUUCCUUCGUUUAAAUAAAUAAGAGUCUGAAAAUCAUAGAAUCUAAUAAAUAAAAGAAAAAUUGAAUCAAAUUAAUAUCCCUCAAUUUCUUAUUCCUCAGCUGCAUUGCAAUUAGAAUAGCAAUAAUUAAUUACCAAAAUCAUCUGCUAGCCUAAGAUCUAAUAUUAAAACAAAUAUUAAUUCAAUUAAUGUGUUAUAAGGAACAAGCUAAAUAAACUAAUUGCAAUAGUAACAAGAAGACUUAAACUUUGAAUAGAAAGAGUAAUAGCUUGAAAUGCUUUUGCUAACAAAUAAAAAAUUGAAUAAUAUUGAGCGCUUGUAACUAAAGAAGCAAAUUUAAGAUAUAUAAGUGCAAAAAGCGUAGCAAUUCGAAGAUUUUAUUUUUGAUAAAAUAAAAAAGGAUUUACAAACAUAUAAGGUUACUCAUCACUAUACUUGUGAGAAUUUAAUUGAAACACUCUUAGGAACUAUUAAGGAUUUAUCAAAUUUUAAAAAUCCUAAAAUUGUGAUAAAAUCAAUAGAAAGAAACUUCGGUCACCUUUAGCACCCACUUGAAUUUUUGUAAUUUGAUCAAGUUACUAACGUAAAAGAAAUAGAAACAUAAAUUUAUUUAAAAAAACUUGCUCUUGCUUGUUGUAAAGUAGAAGGAGAAGAAAUAUAAUUCAAACCCAAUAAGAAGUUACUAGAUGGAUUAUUAGAAAUAACUACAAAACUUGAAGAAAAGCUGCUCAUAUAUUAAAAAGACCAUUUUUCUGAAAUAACGAAUUAGCUUCUGUCUAAAAACGAUUAAAUAAGAAAAACAGAAUAGGAAUUAUAAGAAAAAUAUAUUCAAUUAGAUAGAAAGGCUUAAUACAAAGAACUAAGAGAAACUAUUGAUUCUAAAUAUAACUUAAAUAUGCGCCAUAUGGAAAGCAAAUUUAUCAAUUCAUACAAAAAAAAUAAAGACAAGCUUGGAAACUUCUCCAAUCUCUGUAAAAGGAGUAUAAAUAUUUUUAAAAAUAUCGAUGGAGUUGUUUUUAAACUCAAAGAAGUUAUCAAUUAGAUUAAUGUCAAUUGA